This is a messenger RNA of Dracunculus medinensis (Guinea worm), 2766 nucleotides long. Lineage: Eukaryota; Metazoa; Nematoda; Chromadorea; Rhabditida; Dracunculidae. The record is from the annotation of a GenBank genome assembly.
AUGGUAACACCUGGAGGUGGAGGUGGUGGAAACGGUGAUGGAGCAGGUGGAGCUGGGAAUGGUGGUAAUGGCGCCAGUGGAAGUGGAGGACAUGCUCCUUAUGAAAGAUCUCACGGUGCAUUAGCUCCUGGUGCUCCAAUCCCCAUUCAUGAAGGUGCUCUUAUUCAGGGGCCAAUGCCUGGUAGUUUUUUGAAGGAAACUAUUCCUUCUGUUAUUUUUCAAUGUCCUCGUCGUCCAAAUCAUGGUGUAGAAGGUCGUUCCAUUGUAUUGCGUGCAAAUCAUUUUGCUGUUAGAAUUCCAGGUGGAACUAUUCAGCAUUAUGCUGUAGAAGUGCAACCUGAUAAAUGUCCUCGUCGGGUUAAUCGUGAAAUAAUUGGGACAAUGAUUCGAGCAUAUGCGAAGGUUUUUAAUAAUAUGCAGCCGGUUUAUGAUGGAAAAAGAAAUAUGUACACCCGUGAUCCUCUUCCUAUUGGCCGAGAUCGUGUGGAGUUUGAGGUGACUCUUCCUGGUGAUACAGCUGUCGAAAGGCAGUUUACCGUUGCUGUUAAAUGGGUAUCAAAUGUAUCAUUAUCCACAUUAGAUGAAGCAAUGGAAGGUCGUGUUCGUCAAGUGCCAUUUGAAUCUGUGCAAGCAAUAGAUGUAAUUUUGAGACAUCUUCCUAGCAUGAGAUAUACACCAGUUGGAAGAUCAUUUUUCUCACCUCCUUUGGCUGGUGUGGCUCAAACACAGCAUUUACAAUACCAUUCGGAAAGUAAGUUGGGUGGAGGCCGUGAAGUUUGGUUUGGCUUUCAUCAAAGUGUACGACCUAGCCAGUGGAAAAUGAUGUUAAACAUUGAUGUAUCGGCUACUGCAUUUUAUCGCUCGAUGCCUGUAAUCGAUUUUAUGGCCGAGGUUCUCGAAUUACCUUUAAAUCAGCUUCAAGAUCGUCGUUCGCUUUCUGAUGCUCAACGUGUUAAAUUUACGAAAGAAAUUCGUGGAUUAAAAAUUGAAAUUACUCACUGCGGUCAAAUGAGACGAAAAUAUCGUGUUUGCAAUGUUACAAGACGACCUGCGCAGACUCAAACGUUUCCUCUACAGUUGGAAAGCGGUCAGAAUAUCGAAUGCACGGUCGUCAAAUAUUUCUAUGACAAAUAUCAAAUACAACUUAAAUACCCUCAUCUUCCAUGUUUACAAGUUGGGCAAGAACAAAAGCAUACUUAUUUACCACUUGAAGUAUGCAAUAUUGUGCCAGGUCAGCGCUGCAUUAAAAAGCUCACGGAUACACAAACCAGCACAAUGAUUAAGGCAACAGCGCGCUCGGCUCCAGAACGCGAGAGAGAAAUAUCAAAUUUGGUAAGGAGGGCAGAAUUUAACGCAGAUCCUUAUGCCCAUGAAUUUGGUAUCGCAAUUAAUCCAGCCAUGACCGAAGUGAAAGGUCGUGUCUUGGCUGCUCCAAAACUGUUGUAUGGCGGACGUACAAAAGCAACUGCUCUACCAAAUCAAGGAGUUUGGGAUAUGCGUGGUAAACAGUUCCACACAGGCGUCGAAGUAAAAAUGUGGGCUAUUGCAUGUUUUGCUCAACAACAGCACGUCAAAGAGAAUGAUCUCAGAAAUUUUACUACUCAACUUCAGCGAAUCUCAAAUGAUGCUGGAAUGCCAAUAAUAGGUCAGCCUUGUUUCUGCAAAUAUGCUGUUGGCGUUGAUCAAGUUGAAGCUAUGUUUAAAUAUUUAAAGCAAACAUUUGCUGGGAUACAACUCGUUUGUGUUGUUUUGCCUGGUAAAACGCCGGUAUAUGCUGAAGUUAAACGAGUUGGUGACACUGUUCUUGGGAUUGCUACUCAGUGUGUUCAAGCCAAAAAUGUGAUUAAGACAACGCCACAGACUCUAUCUAAUUUAUGCUUGAAAAUGAAUGUAAAACUUGGCGGAGUUAACUCAAUUCUUCUUCCUGCUGUUCGACCUAGGGUGUUCAGCGAGCCUGUGAUUUUCCUUGGUUGUGAUAUUACCCAUCCUCCAGCUGGAGAUUCUCGUAAACCUUCGAUUGCAGCAGUGGUAGGCAGCAUGGAUGCUCAUCCUUCGCGUUAUGCUGCUACUGUAAGAGUGCAACAGCAUAGACAGGAAACAAUAAAUGAUUUAGUUUUUAUGGUUAGAGAAUUGCUUAUCCAGUUUUAUCGCAAUACACGCUUCAAGCCUACUCGUAUUAUCGUUUAUAGAGAUGGUGUAUCUGAAGGACAAUUUUUUAAUGUAUUGCAACAUGAACUGCGUGCUAUGAGGGAAGCAUGUAUGAUGCUAGAGCGUAAUUAUCAGCCUGGUAUAACAUUUAUUGCUGUGCAAAAAAGGCAUCACACACGCUUGUUCGCAGUAGAUAAGAAAGAUCAAGUGGGUAAAGCAUUUAAUAUUCCUCCUGGAACAACCGUGGACGUAGGAAUUACACAUCCUACAGAAUUCGAUUUUUAUCUUUGUUCUCAUGCUGGUAUUCAGGGUACGUCUCGACCAUCACAUUAUCAUGUUCUAUGGGAUGACAAUAAUCUUACGGCAGAUGAACUGCAACAAUUAACAUAUCAAAUGUGUCACACUUAUGUGCGCUGCACACGUUCUGUUUCGAUUCCUGCACCAGCAUAUUAUGCUCACCUAGUUGCCUUUCGAGCUCGAUAUCAUUUAGUAGAUCGAGAGCACGACAGUGGUGAGGGCUCGCAGCCGUCUGGAACGAGCGAAGAUACGACAUUAAGUAACAUGGCUCGAGCUGUUCAAGUUCAUCCAGAUGCAAAUAGUGUUAUGUAUUUCGCAUAA